Molecule: messenger RNA, 1469 nt
Organism: Camellia sinensis
Lineage: Eukaryota; Viridiplantae; Streptophyta; Magnoliopsida; Ericales; Theaceae
Source: RefSeq, a predicted model, not a curated record
AUGCUAGACAAGGAUCUAAACGACGACGAUUUUCUCUGGGUCUCUGGUAAUUUUGAGGAUUAUGAGGCCCAAAUACCGGGCUACAACAUCAACUGGAAUAAAGGAAGCCCUGACUAUGCCUACACUAACCAAGCUGCACUACGAGCUGCCUUACAGUAUCACCACCAUGAUUGGACUGAGCUUUUAGGAGUAGUAUUGAUGUAUCGCUACAGUGGCAAGAGAAAAAAUAAGGAGUGGUAUGAAGCAUUAGAUCAACAUUUUAAUUGGCUGCUUCAAUAUAAGAUCAGCCCAUAUUUUUGCAGAUGGGGUGACAGCAUGCGUGUUCAUUAUGCAGGUCCAAGUGAUGCACCCCUUGCAUCUAAUAAUUUUGAGGCAUUUUUGAAAGUUCCGGAGUUCCUAAGGCCUCAUACUCAAAUAUAUUGCACAAGUGAAUGGGUGCUUGGUAACCGAGAGGAUCUGGCAAAGGAUAUUAUUGCUGAACUUCAACCAGAAAAUUGCGAGGAAUGGUGGACGUAUGUGUGCAUGGGACCAUCUGAUCCUCAUCCUAACUGGCACCUUGGAAUGCGAGGUACACAACACCGUGCAGUGAUGUGGCGUGUGUGGAAAGAAGGGGGAACAGGUUUUCUGUACUGGGGUGCCAACUGUUAUGAGAAGGCAACAGUUGGUAGUGCAGAGAUUAGAUUCAGGCGUGGCCUUCCCCCAGGUGAUGGUGUCUUGUUUUACCCUGGUGAGGUGUUCUCAUCUUCACAUAAUCCAGUUGCCUCACUUAGACUAGAGCGACUUCUGAGUGGCCUGCAGGACAUUGAGUACCUCAAACUCUACGCUUCAAAAUUUGGUAGGGGUGAAAGUGUCUCUCUUUUGGAAAAGACAGGGAUGUAUCUCGGCCCCGAGCGUUACACUCACGAACACAUGCCAAUAGACGUAAUGAGGAGUGAAAUCUUCAGGACAUGCCGAUCCUAAUAGGUCAGUCAUUCCCAAUUUGACUAUGAAGGUAUGGGGGAGAUAAAAAUGGGGUCUGUUAGUCAAAUAGAGUGCUCUCACUGGGAUAUAGUCCAUAUUUUAGAGUUCUUGUGAGUUUUGCCCGUGUUUUUGCAACUGUGUUUGUUUAGUAUCCAAAUCUGCUUUUGUAUUCUUAAAAUGCAUCGACACAUGGUAAUAUCAUACCCACUUAGUUGUGAUGUACAUGCAAUUGUAUGGGGGGUUUGGGGGGAAGUUAAAAAAUAGAGAAGAAAAAGAUACUUUUUGAUCCCUUGAGCAUGUACAGUUUUAUAGCAAAGAGUCUUUUGGGCAAGUACUAGCGUUUUAAUCCCAGAAGUAUCUCAUUCUUUGAAGAAUGCCAUUUUUAACACACACAUUGAACCCUAAAAAUGCUUUAACUACAUGACAAAAUUGUAGAAACAGUUUUUUUUGUUGAGUUUUAUCAAAUGUUGUCCAAUUUUAUAGUGCAAUACAGUUUUUAGUUUGUAUUA